Molecule: messenger RNA, 422 nt
Organism: Aspergillus heteromorphus CBS 117.55
Lineage: Eukaryota; Fungi; Ascomycota; Eurotiomycetes; Eurotiales; Aspergillaceae
Exons: 1
Coding region: 148-378 (76 amino acids)
Source: RefSeq, a predicted model, not a curated record
CUGGUUUAUAAUCUUACAUGGAGGAAAGUCACUUACCCGGUUCUCCCCAUACUUUCAGAACCAUAUAAAGUGGCAUUAUACGCGCCCCCCAAACUCACCAUAUCAACAAACACAGCACAAAGACAAGACUACCCAAGGACCCCCUUCAUGCAAAAUAAACAAUUUCUCAAGUGCCGAGAGCAGCACCCGUGUUUGAUUCUGAGCUAUACAAAGACUGGAUAUAAUUUCCCUAUUAUUAGAACUGUACAAACCACACACAUCCUCUUUAUCCACCACCACCACCACCACCACCACCAACAACCACAUGAACUCACUUCAGAGCCGCACCCCCAACACAAACCCCAUGCAAUGAUGCAAAUUCACACCCCUUACACCUAGACUGCCUAAAUCCUAGCACCGGCUCCGAGUCAAGCGGAAAGCGG